UGCCAUCCGAGAAGGAUGAAUCCAAUGCUCGAUGACAUGCGAUGCCCCACGCCCCGAAAUGUACGAGGUCCCGUGACUUGGUGCUUAUCGCGAUAAGAUAAGGGAUGACUGAUCCUCGAUAAGAAACCAGACGGGGAGGGAAAAAAAAAGAAAAAGAAAAAAAAAAGGUUGGCGGCCGAACGAGUUUGUCUCCGCAACUUGUAAACCAUCCUCCCAUAUCUCCCUCCUUAAUCAACGAUCCAACACCGGCAUAAUGCCUCACAAACACAAAAGACGUCAAAAUGACUCAAAGUAAGAUGCCCCUCUUCAAUAGAUUCCAUGACCCUCUACUCACAAAAUCCGCAGUAUCUACGACCUCCCCCCGUCCAUGAUCGCAAAGCCUCUCCCCGUCCGAGACCCCCAAGCCCAAUCCAAAUCCAAAAAGAAAGGCGGCAAAGAUGCGAAGAAGAACCCCCCUCCAACCCAGCAGUCCGACUACUCGCGCAAAGCCGGCACGGGCGAUGAUACCCCGAAAGCCUUCCUCCGGUUGAUGCAGCGCCAGAACGCGGGCGCUCAACCGUCGUCGAAACCCGACGCCGGCGAAAACAAGAAACGGAAGCGAGGAAAGACAGAAGACUCCACGGCCGCUGCGCGGAAAAAGCCGGCGGCUGCGAAGGCGAAGGCGAAGACAGAGGAGCCCAAGACCGAAACCGAGGCCCCAGUUGUUUCGAAACCGAAAAUCAUGCCCGGGGAGAGAUUGUCGGACUUUGCGGCUCGUGUGGAUCGGGAAUUGCCUAUCUCUGCGAUGCAAAAAUCUAGUAAACCGACUGCAUCAAAUAUACCGGGCCUAAAAGAGGAGCAUCGCUUGACGAAACACGAGAAGCAUCUGCUGCGGCUUCAAAAGCAGUGGCGCGAGGACGACGUGGCGAUUAAAGAGAAAGAGGCCGCUGAGCGAGAGGAACGACAAGAGGAGAUGGAAGAGCAAUUACGGCUCUGGAAUGAAUGGGAGCUGGAGGCUGGGAAGGGCAGGGCUAAGAAGAAGGGCGCUUCUUCCAAGAGGAAGAAGACGACUGACGGGGACGCGGUUGACGAUCCGGACCCCUGGGCAAAGUUGGCCAAGCGCGAGCGCAUGAAGAAGGCGAAUCCCUUCGAGGUUGCCGAGGCACCGCCGCAAUUAACGAAACCGAAGGAAAUCUUCAAGGUUCGAGGCGGAGCAAAAAUUGAUGUUGCGAACGUCCCGACAGCGGCAGGAAGUUUGAGAACGAGAGAAGAGCUCGCAGGCGAGAGAAGGAACAUCGUGGAGCAGUACCGGAAGUUGAUGGCAGAGAAGCGGCAAUGAUU
This is a messenger RNA of Aspergillus melleus, 1320 nucleotides long. RefSeq lists its product as uncharacterized. The record is from RefSeq and is a predicted model, not a curated record. Lineage: Eukaryota; Fungi; Ascomycota; Eurotiomycetes; Eurotiales; Aspergillaceae. Bases 368 to 1318 code for a protein of 316 amino acids. The transcript has a single exon.